Molecule: messenger RNA, 1260 nt
Organism: Oppiella nova
Lineage: Eukaryota; Metazoa; Arthropoda; Arachnida; Sarcoptiformes; Oppiidae
Source: the annotation of a GenBank genome assembly
ACGGAGGGUGUGCCGGGUCUGUACAGGGGGUACGUGCCCGGCAUACUCAACGUAAGUCACGGCGCCCUCCAGUUUAUGGCGUACGAGGAGCUCAAGACGUUAUACGUGACCAGUCGUGGUCUGGAUGCCGGCGCUAAGUUGGAUACGACGGCAUACCUGUGCUGCGCGGCGCUCAGCAAACUGUUUGCCGUCACCAUUACAUACCCGCAGCAACUCCUAAGGGCUCGCCUACAGGACCAACACAAUCGCUAUGACGGCCUCAUCGACGUGAUUAGGAGGACCUGGAGGGCUCGCCUACAGGACCAACACAAUCGCUAUGACGGCCUCAUCGACGUGAUUAGGAGGACCUGGAGGUUUGAGGGCCUCCGGGGCUAUUACAAGGGACUGUUACCCAAUCUGAUGAAAGUGACCCCGGCCUACAUGGAGUUGAAGCCAGAAAUCUAUCAAAGUCUCAAUUAUUUGCCCAAAGAGUUUGCAAUAAAGACAUUCACGAGACUUCGUGAUGAGAAUAAAUCAUACGGUCUGGUUGUAGACCUGGGACCUGGUGAUGGAGGGUUAACCAAAGUACUGUCAACUUAUGUCAACCAUAAACGCAUUGUGGCCUUAGAUAUUGAUCCUGGUUGUAUAUCUCAUUGCAAACAAAUUAACGGGGUCAAAACCAUAGAAUAUGAGAUACAAGACUUGGGUGUAGAAUGGGAUCAGUUUAGAUCAGAUCUUAAGCGACAACUGGAGGGCAAAUUUAGAUCAGAUCUUAAGCGACAACUGGAGGGCAAAGUAGAGCUCAUAUUCUCUAACUUUACACUACAUUUCAUACCAAAUAAGAGGCAAUUACUGGAAGUUAUAUCCAGACUAUUGGCUCCAAACGGCAUAAUUCACGCAAAUUUUAUAGUCAUCUCUGAUUUGAACAAAAAGUUACCCAUAGAUGACCGAAAACCUGAGUACCUAUCAGUUGAUCAACAGAUAGACAUCUGGAGGGAGAGUAUAGUUGACAAUGGAUUAAAGAUUACGGAGUUUAGUGUUGUGGACGCGGUUUGGCAUAUGAGUCACUUUAUUCCGGUUCCCGUCGGCUUUUACAGGACGUUCAUCAAAGCGGGCCAACCAUUUGAUGGCAAACGACUAACUGGUGCCGUGUUUGACGCGCUUAUAAAUCCCGGUGCGGAUCAGCCAAACCCUAACGCCUGGAAGGAAUUCCUCGCCAAUGAAAGCAUCACUAAAGUUACUAUUCAUGUGAAAGUCAUGAGUUUUAUUGCCGUUAAAUAA